Hevea brasiliensis (rubber tree) is the source of this 1227-nucleotide messenger RNA. Its product is annotated as polygalacturonase inhibitor. The record is from RefSeq and is a predicted model, not a curated record. Lineage: Eukaryota; Viridiplantae; Streptophyta; Magnoliopsida; Malpighiales; Euphorbiaceae. The transcript has a single exon. Gene Ontology annotation, molecular function: protein binding. The coding region runs from base 40 to 1029 and encodes 329 amino acids.
ACACUAAUUUAACAAAAUCUUCAAUUCUCAUCUGCAAAUAUGAAGAAGAAUCUUUUCCUUUCCCUCCUCAUUUCCUCCCUCUUUUCCCUUUCCCUCUCAGAACUCUGCAACCACCAUGACAAGAAAGUUCUCCUCCAAAUCAAACAAGACUUUGGCAAUCCUUACCUUCUUGCUUCUUGGAAGGCAGACACUGAUUGCUGCACACAAUGGUACCAGGUCGAGUGUGACUCUACCACCCACCGUAUCAUUUCCCUCACCAUUUUUGCUGGUAAUCUUUCUGGAGAAAUUCCCCCUGCUGUUGGUGAUUUGCCUUAUCUCCAGACCCUUGUGUUCCAUAAGCUAACAAACGUUACAGGCCCCAUACAACCAGCCAUUGCCAAGCUCAAAAGCCUCAACUUUCUCAGGCUUAGUUGGCUAAGCCUCACUGGAUCAGUGCCUGACUUUCUUGGCCAACUCAAGAAUCUCACGUUCUUGGACCUGGCUUUUAACAGACUCUCUGGAUCAAUACCGAGUUCGCUUGCUUUACUGCCAAAUCUUGGUGCACUUCACUUGGAUAGGAACAGGCUUACAGGCUCUAUCCCAGAAUCAUUCGGUGCAUUUCAAGGCAACGUACCUGGCCUUUACUUGUCUCAUAACCAACUUUCAGGUAAAAUCCCUGCAUCUUUGGGCAAUCUGGACUUCGGUGCCAUCGAUUUCUCUCGCAACAAGCUUGAAGGCGAUGCUUCUAUCCUGUUUGGGCCAAAUAAAACUACCCAAAUCGUAGAUCUUUCCAGGAAUUUGUUGGAAUUUGAUCUGUCAAAGGUGGCGUUUCAAAGCAGCCUAACAUCGUUGGACAUUAAUCACAACAAGAUCUACGGUAGCAUUCCCCAGCGGAUGACUCAACUCGAUCUGCAGUUCUUGAAUGUGAGUUACAACAGGCUUUGUGGGAAGAUUCCUGUGGGUGGUAAGUUGCAGAGCUUCGAUUACUCCACAUAUUUCCAUAACCGUUGCUUGUGCGGCGCUCCUCUUGAAAGCUGCAAGAAAGCCUAAGCAUUUUCUUCAUGUUAAUUAUGUAAAAGUUGUUGUUCACAUAACGACUGUAGCUUGCUUUUGAGAAUGUAUAGCUAGAUUUAGCUCAAGCAUACUUGUGGAAUGACCUUGAAACUUAUCCUGAUUCAGGAUUUCAAGAAUGUUAAUUGUGCAAUAUUUUUAAUAAUAAGAGAAUCUAUGGAUUUCGAUGUCUUUGAA